Zalophus californianus (California sea lion) is the source of this 1556-nucleotide messenger RNA. RefSeq names its product chromosome 1 C3orf80 homolog (gene C1H3orf80). The record is from RefSeq and is a predicted model, not a curated record. The transcript is spliced from 2 exons. The coding region runs from base 144 to 893 and encodes 249 amino acids. Lineage: Eukaryota; Metazoa; Chordata; Mammalia; Carnivora; Otariidae.
AGCACUGCUCCGGCCGCAGGUAGCGGAGGCAGGGGAAGCGGCGCGCGGGACUCAGCGGAGCGCCCGGGGAGGGGCCGACGGACACGCGGACAGACGGAUCUCCCAAUCCCCUCCCUGGACAGUAGCGACCGUCCGGGCCGGCCAUGUGGGGACCCGGAGUCACAGCGGAGGGCCUAUCGGUGGCGCCGGCACCGCCGCCGCUGCUGCCGCUGCUGCUACUGCUGGCGCUGGCGCUGGUGGCGCCCUCGCGGGGCGGCGGGGGCUGCGCGGAGCUGGCGUGUGGCGAGCGAGAGCGCUGCUGCGACGCGGCCAACGCCACAGCGGUGCGCUGCUGCAAGCUGCCUCUGCACGCCUUCCUCGACAACGUGGGCUGGUUCGUCCGCAAGCUCUCUGGGCUGCUUAUCCUGCUAGUGCUCUUCGCCAUCGGCUACUUCCUGCAGCGCAUCAUCUGCCCCAGCCCACGCAGGUACCCCCGCGGUCAGGCGCGGCCCGGGCAGGCACGGCCCGGGCCGCCGGGGGGCGCAGGGCCGCCGGGGGCCGCGGGGCCGCCCGACGACGACGACGACGACUCGCCCGCGCUAAUGCGCGACGAGGUGGCCGCCGGCUCUCAGGACUCGCUGCUGGACAGUGGUGGCGGGGGCCGAGGCCGGGGAGGCGGCGGGCGCUCGGCCCCCUCCUGCGCCUCGGAGCACGAGCUUCGCGUAGUCUCGCCGGUCUUCCUGCAGCUGCCCAGCUACGAGGAAGUCAAGUAUCUGCCCACUUACGAGGAGUCCAUGCGGCUGCAGCAGCUCAGCCCCGGGGAGGUCGUGCUGCCCGUGUCGGUGCUCGGCCGCCCGCGAGGCGGCGGCGCUGGGGAGUCGGACGGCGGCGAGGGCCGCUUCCCGCUCAUCUGAGCGUCUGCGGCCGCUCGAGGACCGCGCGGACCGAACGCGGCUAGGGGGGCUGCGGGUGGGACGCAACGACCGAGGUGGCCGCUGCCACCGCCGACUGCCUCAGACCCCGCCUGGCACCCGGGUCAAAUCGCCUGUCGUCCGGCGCCUGGGUUGGAGUCCCACCCCCACUCCCGCUUUCCCCCGGGAUCUUAAGUUUCCCUACGUUUCAUUCGGUUCAAGGAAACGUUAGGCGCGCGCGGCAGGGGCUACGGCCCCGGACGAGUCUGGAGUGCAACUUCGAAGGACGUCCCCGCCCUCAGCCUCUCCUCAGUCCUGUGUUCACUCGUAAGUGCCUGCUUUCCGAAUCAAAGAGAACACGUGAGCCCUUUAGUGCGUCGAGCGAAAGGCAGUAACCUUUAGGGAUGAGGGGAAAGGACGCAGUUCCAUACCUCUGCCUCUCGCUUGGACAGGUCACGGUCUCCCAAGAUGGGCGGAGGCCGAGGAGCCGUAGGGGCGAGCGGCAACUGGAGACUGCUGCGCGCGGUCUGGGAGAGCAGCACCUAGAUGGUGUUCGAAGAAAUCUGACAAGUGAUUUUGCCACAAUUCUAUCUGCAGAUCAAGAAAUCUGCAAAACAAAUAAAAAUCCAUAUAUUUUAUUAUGGAUAUUACCUUUUUAUACCGUAG